UCUGUCAUCCGUUGAAAAAUGACCCCUUGUGUCAAUAGUCAACGGGGUUAGAAUGUUAUGUUACACAUAAUGGUUUGAAUGUUUGAAGGUUUGAUUGAUAUUAAAUCAAACCAAAAAUAUCUAAGGCUGAAGUUUGGACAGUUAAUAACUUAAAGCUUUAUAGACACUUAAGACUUAAGACGUGUAAUAUGAACGUUGCUAUAAAAGGAAAAUAAUCAGAUGGAGGUAUCCGGAAAGAGACGUGACCCUGACCUUGACAGGGGAUCCGGAGAAGAAACACAGAUGCAGGUAUCUGGAAAGAGACGUGACCCUGACCUUGACAAGGGCUCCGGAGAAGAAACACAGAUGGAGGUAUCUGGAAAGAGACGUGACCCUGACCUUGACAAGGGCUCCGGAGAAGAAACACAGAUGGAGGUAUCUGGAAAGAGACGUGACCCUGACCUUGACAGGGGAUCCGGAGAAGAAAUACAAAUGGAAGUAUCUGGAAAGAGGCGUGACCCUGACCUUGACAAGGGCUCCGCAGACGCAACAGUCUACUGUCAGCCUUGUGGCGAGGGCGGAAAACACGCUGUAGCACAGGGAUUCUGUCAGACCUGCGAGGAGUACAUGUGCGAUCCCUGUAUCGAGGCCCAUAAGAGGUUCAAGGUGUCCAGGAACCACAUUAUGUUGUCUAAAGAUGAAAUGCCGUCGUUCUACGACGGUUCGAAAACGAGACUGGGAACACUUGAUAUGGCGGUUCCAGGCCAUGUUCCUGACCUUUGUACGUCAACCUGGAUGAAGGAGGCGGACAUUGACAUCAGAACUUCACAUAAAGAUAGGAACUGGUGGAUCACCGGGUCGGCAAUGCUGACUCCUGGUCUACUUCUACUGGCUGACUAUUACAACCACAGUGUCAAACUGGUGAACCUCAACGCUCGCAUUGUCACGUCCUGCCUCCAGCUGCCAGGCCAGCCAUACGGCGUAUGUGUAAUCACCGAAGACCAGGCUGCAGUCACGCUAAAGUAUAAGUCCAUGAUUCAGUUGGUGUCCACAAAGGCAGGGCAGUUGUCGUGCGGGGGGAUAAUUGAAGUAUCUGAUACUUGUCAUGGAAUUGCGUUUUACAACAACAGAAUAUACAUUUCUUACACAUCAUACCCGCGUAUUGAAGUGAGGUCAAUAGAUGGUUGUAUGAUAAGUACACUUCAAAUAGAUGAUGGAAAGCAGCUUUUCCGACUACCAUAUUGCAUAACGGUGUCAAGCUUCAAACAGCCAAGCUUGUACGUGCCUGACGCGUUAGAUAACACCGUCCUCCAGAUGUCCCUGGAUGGGAAGGUCCUGCGGAGGUAUCAGGACAAGCAACUCAAUAGUCCCGAGUCCGUGGUGGAGGUAGGACCUGGUCAGCUGCUCGUGUGUGGGAAAGGUAGCAACAACGUGAUGUUGCUGACGGAGAGGGACGGCAAGAUGAUUGAAAUACUGGGAGGGAAGGAUGGACUUUACCAGCCCUACUCUGUGGCCUUCUGUCCUCAAACACGUUGCAUAGUUGUUGGGAUGGAAAAUAACUUACUUAAGGUCUAUAAAUCAAACUGACACGUUUUACACAAAUCGUGAGUUUCGGUCUUCCGCUGAACUUGCAUCGUAUUUACUAUUCAACUAUACGUGAGCAACCGCUUAGCAAAUGAAAUAAAGAGUUGCUAAAAAACAUACAUAAUUUAUUCAGUGUAAUCAUGGUUCAUCUAUGACCAUUAAAAUUGAUGUUAAACAAUAAUGGAGAAAAUGUCAGAAUGUGGUAUUUGUUUGUGUGUUGCAAUAAGCUAGAUAAUUUGUACCAACACCUUAAAAAUGUCAAAUGUAUUUUGCAAUUCUGUAGCACACUAAAUACGAAUUGUUAUUAAUAUUGUAAAAACAUCCAACCAUUUUUGGAACAAAAUUAUUUUCAAUAAUCGCCUUCCUUUUCUGAAGCCGUAUGCAUCGCUCUUACAUGCUGUACGCAAAAAAGUUUCACACUUAAAGGUGAACCUUUUUUAGCAUUACUGUCAUCUGUAAUCGGCGUUUGUAACAGCCAAUGUUUAAUUCGCAUUAAGUAAAAUCUUAGUAUAUCCAUUAACAGGUCUGAAUUGAUAAAAGUAUCGCAUAUUGUAACAAAUGCGCUUGCCAACAUAUUUUUGU
Mya arenaria is the source of this 2145-nucleotide messenger RNA. RefSeq lists its product as uncharacterized. The record is from RefSeq and is a predicted model, not a curated record. Bases 220 to 1566 code for a protein of 448 amino acids. The transcript is spliced from 3 exons. NCBI's taxonomy places the organism in Eukaryota, Metazoa, Mollusca, Bivalvia, Myida, Myidae. Gene Ontology annotation, molecular function: zinc ion binding.